Durio zibethinus is the source of this 2224-nucleotide messenger RNA. Lineage: Eukaryota; Viridiplantae; Streptophyta; Magnoliopsida; Malvales; Malvaceae. The record is from RefSeq and is a predicted model, not a curated record.
UCCUUUUUAUUUUAAUUUUACACAUAGAAAGGAAGAGGCUUUUCUAAUUUAUGGUUCUUGUUUUGUGAUUUUUCUCUUUAAAUUUCACUUUUUUCAUAUCUGUUAUUUUUUUUAGGAUAAAAUAAUAAAACCCCUGUUAAUUUCCAGAUCAAGAAAGGUUUAAUUUUGUUUUAGGUUCAUAGGAAAAGUAAUCAAAUAUUGCAACUUUGAACUUAGGUAAAUGAUGGGUAGAAAUCUUAGCCCAAUAUUGCGGAGAGAAUUAGCCAAUCUUGACAAAGAUGCUGAUAGUCGAAAAUCAGCAAUGAAAGCUCUGAAAUCAUAUGUGAGAGACUUGGAUUCAAAGGCAAUACCGGUGUUUCUUGCUCAAGUUUCUGAGACUAAAGAAACCGGGUGUGUGUCUGGCGAAUACACCAUUUCACUCUAUGAGGUUCUUGCUCGCGUCCAUGGUGUGAAGAUUGUUCCUCAGAUUGAUAGUAUCAUGUCAACCAUUGUCAAGACGCUAGCUUCAAGUGCAGGAUCUUUCCCUCUUCAACAGGCAUGUUCAAAAGUGGUACCUGCAAUUGCAAGAUAUGGGAUUGAUCCAACCACUCCAGAAGAUAAGAAGAGGUAUAUAAUUCACUCACUUUGUGAGCCUCUUUCAGAAUCUCUUUUGGGUUCCCAAGAAAGCUUGAGUUCAGGGGCUGCGCUUUGUUUGAAAGCCCUUGUGGAAUCGGAUAAUUGGCGGUUUGCUUCUGAUGAGAUGGUGAACAAGGUUUGUCAAAAUGUGGCUGGGGCUUUAGAGGAGAAGUGCACUCAGACUAAUGCACAUAUGGGCCUGGUUAUGGCCUUAGCAAAGCAUAAUGCUCUGAUUGUCGAAGCAUAUGCUAGAUUGUUAAUAAAAUCUGGCUUGAGAAUAUCAAAUGCUGGGCUUACAGAAGGUAAUUCUCAGAAACGAUUUUCAGCAAUACAAAUGAUAAAUUUCUUGAUGAAGUGUUUGGAUCCUAGGAGCAUACUCUCAGAGGUGGAGUUGAUUAUGGAAGAGAUGGAGAAGUGUCAAUCUGAUCAGAUGGCUUAUGUAAAGGGGGCUGCUUAUGAAGCUUCACAAACUGCAAAGAAAAUAGCACGGGAGAAAGGGUCAAAAUUUGAGAAUAGUUGUGGUUCAGUUACUGGGUCAAAUUUUGGUAGGAGAGACCACCACAGUUGUACAAGGAACUCAGUCCCUACUGAUGAUAGAUCUCCUGCAACUGCUUCACCUGAAUCACAGACACUUGAUUCCUUUAUGGAGUAUGAUUCGUUGCUUGAGUCACCAGUUUCAAUGACUCAAAUUUCUAGCAACAUGGAAUAUGAUCAAAGGAGUGUGAAUCGGAAGCUUUGGAGAUAUGACAACGGAGGUGUAGAUGUAUCUCUCAAGGAUGGUUUGUUCUCUGCGGUGGCUCAGGGACGUUCCAUAUGUGAUUCACCUUCUUAUCAUCAUGAACUUAGCAAUCAUGAAUCAGAGUUCAAGGAGGAAUUUGCAGGAUUCUUGCAUAGAAGUCCUAGAAAUGAGCUACCAAGAAGUGCUACUCCCAGUCCACAGAGGUCACGUUCUCGGAUUAAUGUAGACAACCUCUUUACAACUCCAAGGAAGCUAAUCCACUCUCUUCAGGAUCCUACUGAUUUGAACUCAGAUUACUGUGGGAAACAAUCCAGAAGGUUCAGAAGUCCAUCCUCUGAGAAAUUUGGAUGGGGCCCAACCACAAACCACAACAAUUUUCGGCAUGGUAUGAUCUAUGAGGUCAAAGGGAAUGGACAUUUGUGUAAUGAUGGUGAGGCUUUUCAAGGUAUCUCUGAAUCUGUGUCAUCAACUGAUGACGGUCCUGCUGAUGUUCAUGUCCAAGGGUCUCAUGAGGCAGUUCCAGUGAAUAAAACUGAAACUCAAGAGUUUCACAAUGUGAAAGUUCGUAAGAAGAAAGCUUCUAAAAUGUUUUUUGGCCUCUUGUUCGUUAUAGUUGCAGUUCUGACUUCAUUGUUGUGGACUGAAGUUCAGGAUGAAAGCUUCUACGUUGUUCCAACAUAAUUCACUCGUUAUGUUGUAUCAAACUCUUUCAAUCCUAGUGAAUUAGGAAUACUGUUAGAAGGAAUUAGGAAGAAUGUUGGAAAGUAGGUCGCUACAAUGUCCUUUUGUGUAACAAUAUUUGUUACUUCCAUUAAUGAACAAAGUGAUCAGUUGGCUGUUUAAUGAAUUUAACAGGGGUAAGUUUGGUGG